Molecule: messenger RNA, 2695 nt
Organism: Macadamia integrifolia
Lineage: Eukaryota; Viridiplantae; Streptophyta; Magnoliopsida; Proteales; Proteaceae
Exons: 18
Coding region: 472-2286 (604 amino acids)
Source: RefSeq, a predicted model, not a curated record
AGCAGGGGAAAUGCUGUACAUUUUUUCUUGCUUGGUUAAUUGUAAAUUCUUGCCAUACUGCAACUGUUUCUUAGAUUAUUAUUAGCUUUUGAUCCUUGUGCUAUGUCCAUGAAUUGCAUACCACAUCUUUUUUUAUUUAUUGUGCUGAAAUUUUAGGUCAUAUUGUCUGUCACCCCGCAGAUUCUUUUUCAGUAUCCUCCUGGAAGGAAGUUACCUGUGCAACCAAAGGAUUUGCUUGCCUUUUGUUUUCCUGGAGGUGUUAAGAUUACAGGAACCAUGUAGAAGAAAUGGGAAGGAAAUGAAGAAAGACAGAAAAGAGCAAAUGUGAAGCAGAAGAGAGGAUUCUAUGGAGGCAUAAUGGAUAAGCAGUGGAGAGAGAAAUUGCUAAAUUGGAAGAAAAGAAUAAGGUAGAUCAACGAGAGAAAAGUAUCCAGUCACUGCUGGUCUGGUCAUUGCCUGUUGGCUCGCUUGAUGGAGAGGACUCCAUCAAUGAGUGAUCUAAAUGAGGUUGUCUAUGGACAGGAGCAUCUAGGCAGAGAUGAUUUAGCUUUCAUUUUUUCCUUGAAGGUGGUAGACAAUGCAACACUUUAUGGUGUCUGCUUGCAUGUACAGGAGAUUGUUCAGAGGCCACCUAGUAUUUUAAGUGGUGCCUCACCUUUUUCUCAAUCCUUGGGAGGGUGCAGCCGUUUUUUGGUUUCUGCUCCUCGCUGUUAUUGUAUUCUUACAAGGGUUCCUUUUUUUGAGUUGCAUUAUGAGAUGCUAAACAGCAUUGUUGCACAAGAGCGUUUGGAUAGGAUAACACAAUUUGUUAGUGAAAUGAUGUUGACAGAUAAUGUUUCCCCGGGGGUUAAAACACAAGAUCAGAUGAAUGAGAGUAUUCACUCUCCUUACAAGGAAUCUACUAGUGAUUGGAUGGCUUCAACUAUACCUGUUGACAGUGCAGUAGCCCUUACUGCAGCUGCCGCAGGACUAUUAUCAGAUGAUGAGAUCCCUUCAUUGUCAACCAGGUUAUGGGAACCUCAAUCUCCUGAAAGCGUUUCUGCUAGCGAGGCUUCAGAGUUUGGUCAAGUAAGAGAAAUAGACAAAGGCAUCAGAAAAAAUGUUCAGUAUUUUGAUGAUUCAUCUGAGACUUCAGAAUCCCAUUCAGAUAGCUUAGAGAGAAUGACUGCGAGCUAUGAAAAUUGUCAAUCUUCCCCUGAAAUUUGGACGUUCCCCUAUUCUAGGAGCCUUGGAAGUUCUGAAUCUUUACUGAGUUCAGUAAGAAGCAUGGGAUCUGAAGAGGAAGAUGAUGAGAAUGUUGGGUAUGAUGUAAUAAUGGAAUGGGCUAAGGUACACAAAAACGAGAUGCUACAAAUAAUUUGUGGUUAUCAUGGUCUGCCUCUUCCAGCAUGUGGAAGUGAAAUAAUUUUUCAGCCUCUUGAGCACCUACAGGCUAUCAAGUACACCCGCCCUGCCGUUUCUGCCCUUGACUUGUGUGGGAACUAUCCUGAUGUAAAAUUUCUGGGUUCACUAGAAGCUGCAGAGUUUAAUGCAAGGUUAGCUGCUGCUGAGGAAGCUUUUGCAUUGUCAAUAUGGACUACAGCAACAGUCUGCCGAGUUCUAUCCCUUGAAACUUCUAGCAAACCGGAUGUGGGAUUAAUAGGCCUUGUAGAAGGAGUAUUACUGGAGAAACAAGUAGUGGUUGUAUGCCCAAAUCUGGGUGUCCUAUCAGCUACUGUGUUAUCACUUAUUCCCCUGAUUCGUCCAUUUGGAUGGCAGAGUUUAUUGCUUCCAGUUUUACCACAAAAAAUGCUGGAUUUUCUUGAUGCUCCAGUACCUUUUAUUGUUGGCAUACAACAAAAACCAUCUAAACUGAAGAUGAAAACAUCAAAUCUUGUUCAUGUUAAUAUCUUCAAGGACCAGGUGAAGAUGUGUUACUUGCCUGCACUUCCUCGGCAUAGAGAGCUCGUCUCUGAACUAAGGCCUAUCCAUGCUAUACUGUCAUGUGAAAACUCCAUAGCCAAAAGGCAUCCUGUAUAUAGAUGCAACAAAGUGCAGUCUCAGGCUGAAGCUGCAGAAAAGUUUUUGAAUAUCAUGAGGAGCUACUUGGAGUCCCUUUGUUCAGAUCUGAGGUCUCAUACCAUUACUUGUGUAGAAUCAAACAAUGACAAGGUUUCAUUACUUCUUAAAGAUAGCUUUAUUGGCUCCUUUCCUCUUAGGGACCAACCCUUCAUCAAGCCUUUUGUAGAGACGCAACUUUUCUCUGUCCUAUCAGAUUCUCGGCUCUCAAGAUAUGAGCAUGAUUAGUUCUAACUUAACCAACUUGUUGAAAGCUUUGUAUGUCACUUUAGACCUCCAAGGUGAGAAGCAAUAUUGACAGAGCCCCAAGCCAAGAAAGGAAGAUUGGAGCUUGAGGUGGGCAGUUGUGCUUGAUGGAUCAUGAUUUGGAAUGACCAGCAUUUGGCUGAAUAAUGUCUUUGCCACCAACAUCAUUGGUCUCCUCUGUUGGAGCUAUUAAGGCUCUGUUUGGUUGCAAAGGAAAUUAGAAGGAAGAAAAGUGAAAAUUUUCAAAACAAAAAAUGUAAUUUUUAUAAUCAUUCCCAGCAUGAUUGUAUGAAGUGCUUAAAUUUUUUUUCAUAUUUGAUGAUGAUAUUUUUUUUAGAUGUAACUUUUAUUUUAUUUUUAAAAAAAUCAAGGGAUUUGGAUGCAAAGUAAA